Blumeria graminis f. sp. triticale is the source of this 4689-nucleotide messenger RNA. Lineage: Eukaryota; Fungi; Ascomycota; Leotiomycetes; Helotiales; Erysiphaceae. The record is from the annotation of a GenBank genome assembly.
AUGUCUCAACCUGUUAAGGAUGCUGUGCCGGAAUCAAAGCCCAUGAGUAGCUUUGUAAAUGUGUUCAAGUCCUUGACUGGUAUCAGAGCAACGAAAACUACCAAUUUACAACUACAGUCAUCAGGCAGUCAACAAACUCAAAAGUCUAGUAGCCCUUUUCAUAAGAUCCACAAAGAGCUUUAUAAUUUUGAAUCUCUAAUCGAGCAACUCGGAAAUGAAAACUCUUUAUCUGCUAGAACCACAGCUGCAACUUAUCUAUGUACUGCUGUACAACAGUAUCCUGGAAAUCGAGUCUCUCGAAUUUUUAAUAGAGCUAAGGAUCUAAUUAAUCCUUCAAACCCCAAUUAUACGCGUGCCGCUGGCUACAAACUCUUGACUGCAUGCGUUGAAAAUAUAGCAUUGACUGGUCCUGAGCGUUUGGCCUAUUUUAGAACGUUUACAGCCCCAGCAGAGCCAGAAGAUUUUCAUUUACAAGUUAGUGCCGUGAUAGAAUUAGCGAAACAUGGACGAGAUCUGGCCGGUUUUCACUAUGAGAUUUUCCCUCUACUCACUUUGUGGCUACGCCGAACUUGGAAUUUUACCUGGACUCGCAGGAAACAAAGAAGAGAGGUAUCAUCGCUCAAUGGGGAACCAGAUUUCAUGUUACUACUUGUUUUUAUAGUAGACGUCAUCAAGUUCAACUUUAAUAUAUCAAGCGAAGAUUCAAUCAGCGACUUAAUUGAUGUCGUUCUAAACAUAUGCGUUUGUACAUCAUCAUCGGAUGAAUUGCGCUUAUGUAUCCAUGUUAUUAAUGCUAUUGUGACCUACGGAGACAUACCUGCUAGCAAGCUUGCCGAUUGCGUGAAAGUUCUGUGUUCUACGCAUUGCCUUGUCAUUGAAAUGCAACAGGAUGCGUGGAAAUCAAUCAGCAAUAUCUGCAUCUCCCACAACGGAGAGAAAACUGUAGCGAUAGCAUUCGAAAUACUUCGUGAUCCCUACCAAGGAAGCAAACUUAAGUACCGGGAGGUCCGUGGUGCAUUGUCAGUUCUAGAAAAACUUUUUCUCAAGAAUGGUGAGAAUGGAUACCCUUUAGUACCGUUUACAGUUCUGGUAAACUCCCUUUCUAAAGUCACGAUUCUGGAUCAGAUCACCGUGAAAAAUGAUGUUCUACGUCUUAUUCUAUCUAUACUUGGAAAUGAUGGUCAAGAGUUAUUGGAGAAUGUAGGUGCAGAGGAUUGGACUCUGAUGUUUGAGGUAAUCAUCAAAUGUACAAACGUGGUAUUGGAGAAUGAUACCGAUGAAUUCUCAGGAAAAUCUGGCCAAACGGAUAAACUAAACGAAGGUGAAAGUAAAGCAGAGAUUACACCCGUCCACAUCGCGGAAAAUCUUCGGAAACUAGUAUCUCGGAUCCAAAAUCUUCUUACACAUAAUUCCGACCAUGAAUUUUUUCAAAGAAUAGCUUGUGUUAAAUUUUUAGUUACAAUGCAUCGAUAUUUACCUGAAGCAUGUGCUAAGCUAGUUAUUGAUACGUACACGGAGUAUCGAUAUUGUCAUCCAUCAGACCCAGAUUGGAAAGAAAACACGUUUACUAUCUUUAAAUCUUUUUAUAGUCGAAAUAAACCUUCUAAGAUUCGACUACACACCUUAAAGGCUGUCACUAGUGUUUAUGAAGUUGUAGAGGAUGUGAAUGGAUUUAACGAUAGGGAAAUAACCCAAGCCUUUGUGGAGUUAAUAUUGCAAGAUAUUGCAUACGAAAAAGAUAUUUCAAUUCUACAAGAAGUUCUCGUAUUUUCAGUAACGGUUGCUGAUGCAACUUGCCACAUUGAGAUAUUUGAUCUAAUAAUCAGCAAGUUUCGCGAGGGAAUCGUCAGCGAGCAGAUUAGCUCAAAAUCAGAACCCACACCGUUAAAGUAUGAAAUUCCUAAAUCUACUAAUCUACAACCAAAUAGUCUUCACACACCAUCGGGUCUUAUCGCUAACUCACUGGUUGAUAUUUUCAUGCUUAGCAUGGACAAAUCGAAAAUAAAGUCUAAUAGAAUAUUUAAUGAAUUAUUAUGGGUAGUAGAGGGCGAUAGUAACGAGAUAGAUGCCAGAAUAUCAGCGUUAAAAAUGCUUUUCAGGCUGAGAGCUGACUGGGCUAAAAGAAUAUUCUUAAUAUCACACACAGAGUCUGAAGGCCUUGCCGCCGUACUAAACCGAACUUCAGGCUCUUUGAGUAGAAAGAAAAUUUUAGUAUCCACCCAACAAAAACGCUUGUCACAAGCAGAUGACUUAAUUUUGGGCCAAACUAUUACAAGUUACCAACCAGUACAAGAUUUUAAGCAGACGACACAAACAUCCUUAAAAUCUGGACACCAACCACAAAUUACCCAGUAUGUUUGGAUAGAACCGGAAGUAAGACCUUUACCUCAACACGCAUUCGGAAAAUCUAGCUCAGUACUCGCAUCGGCUCUAGACAAUGAACUAGAGGAUAUGAAUAAGGGACCAAUAAUGGCUCUAGAUAUUGCCUUAUAUCUCAAGACCAUUAUUAAUGUUUUAAAGAGUAGCUGCGAUUGGGAAAUAUACAGCUAUAUAAUUGUUCACCUACCCUCUCAGCUGACAAAUCAAGCCCUAUUCAAGGCGGCAAUCCCACAGAUAAGAAGUCUGAGAGAGCUACUCUGUGAACAUAUCAAAAAUAAUAGCAUUCAGGAGCCACCUACCCUUUUAGGGCUUCGCAAGUCUGAUGUCAUGAUAUGUUUCUAUCAGAUGUUGAAUGUUGUUAUGAGCUAUCACCGACAUUUUUCCAAAAACGAUGGAGACGAAAUUGUUAGAACUUUCUUACAAGGGGUUGGAGAGAGAACAUCUAAAUGCUGCAUGCACGCAUUAUCAAUCUGCUGCCACGAACUUCCCAGAUCAACAAGGAAAGUAAUAGUAACAGUUCUAACAAAAAUGUCACAAAUAAUCACUCAGAGUCACGUGGCAAUACAUAUUCUAGAAUUCUUAGCAUGUCUAGCUAGAUUACCCAAAUUGUACGUCAAUUUCCGAGAAGAAGAAUUUCGAAUUGUAUUUGCCAUUUGUUUCCGAUACCUCCAAUGCGUUCGCGACCAGAAAGAUAAAGAUGCAGCAGCUCGCAAUAACACUUAUUCCAAGACUGCGGCCGUCACAGAUAAUUCUCGCACUUUGCCCGAUACUUCUUUUAUGGAGAGUAACUUUUAUCUUAACACAUCCGAAGAUCUACCUCAGUACGUCUACGCUCUGGCGCAUCAUGUAAUAAUAUUUUGGUUUCUUUCCCUGAAACUUGCAGAUCGUGCUGGUCAAGUUAGCUGGAUUACGAAAAAUCUUGUGUCUGUUGACACACAUGGGAAGGAAAAUAUUGAUGAACAAGCUCAGGUUACCAUAGACUUUAUGCAAAGGGUUGCUUUCGCUGAUGUCGAGGAAUCCGGGCCAGAUCCGUCAUUCAAAGAAGAUAUGUUUGGCGAAAUUAAGAAGAAGAGAUGGAUUAUCGGAAAUAGCCUUGUGACAAUCGAGCAAGCAACCCGUGGUGAUUGGGCCCAGAUAACUAAGCGUCAACCUUCAGGAACAUCCAGCUAUAUCAUCCAAGAAAACUUUAGUCGCCCUCCUUCUCAUCAAUCUCAAACCCUAAAUGAUGAUUCGAAAAAUACAUUGAGUGCCGAUGAAAAUUUCAAACUACCAAGUCAUCUAAUACUUCAAUUGUUUGCUUCUGUUCCCAGCUCUGGAGAAUAUCUGCGACCAAUUCCACUCCCAGACUGUAAAGCUAUGGAUCGAGCAAUCAGCAACUUUAAUCGUACAUUUACAGUUGACGGUCACAAGGUUGGAGUUAUCUAUGUUGGAGAGAAUCAAAAAAAUGAGGUUGAUAUUCUCUCUAAUAUUCACGGAAGUAGUGAUUAUAUAAGAUUCUUAUCUGGUUUGGGCACACUAACGAAGCUUCGAGGUGCCAAUUUCAACACUCAAGGCCUUGAUAGACAAACAGACGCUGAUGGAGAGUACACAUUCUGUUGGCGUGACCGAGUCACCGAGAUUAUUUUUCAUGUUACCACACAAAUGCCGACAAAUUUAAAUACUGAUCCUCAAUGCUCAAACAAAAAGAGACACAUCGGUAAUGAUUUUGUUAACAUAAUUUUCAAUAAUUCUGGAUUGCCUUUUGAUUUCAAUACCUUCCCAUCAGAGUUUAAUUACGUUAACAUCGUUAUAACCCCGGAAUCUAGAGCUACUUUUGUCGCUCGGAGACUUCCUACGAGUGUGGAAGAUGCAUUUUUUAAAGUGCAAGUCAAAAGUAAGCCUGGUUUUCCGGAAAUUUCUCCAGCUGCAGAAACUAAGAUUAUGAGUUUGUCAACUUUGCCAGAUUUUAUUAGACUGCUGGCAUUAAAUGCAUCGGUAUUUUGUCUAGUCUGGGCUAAUCGAGCAGGAGGUGAACAUUUUUCAUCUUGGCGAAAUAGACUACGAGAGAUUAAGAAAAUUCGUGAACAGUAUGGGCAAAAACAAUCGGAGCUUUCCCCCCCGGGAACUUCACAUUGUCUUGUGGCAGAUUCUAAAAAUACUCGAGAUAACCAGACAAAUUUACGUCGGUCAUCUGUCGUUAACUUUUUGACUCAGGCAUCCGAGACGGUGUCUCAACGUUCUCAGGGACCUUCCAUAAUUGACUCUGAGAAUGAGCUCAGUGUGAGUCAAGAGAGCCUCGUUGAAACUCUCGAUUUUUCGAAAUGGACGUGA